Molecule: messenger RNA, 1143 nt
Organism: Megachile rotundata (alfalfa leafcutting bee)
Lineage: Eukaryota; Metazoa; Arthropoda; Insecta; Hymenoptera; Megachilidae
Product: lumican-like
Molecular function (GO): protein binding
Source: RefSeq, a predicted model, not a curated record
AUGGAACGUGGUGCAUUUGACGGAGUGCCAAAUUUGACUUAUUUGAAUCUUGAAGGGAAUUACAUUUCCCUUUCUAAUUUAUUCUCUUUCGGCAGCAUUGCGAACCUCAAAGCCUUGAUUCUCAGUAAUCAGAGAGAAAAUUAUUACGAUCCAGUAGUUCCAAUAAACUUUAUAUAUCCAGAGCUUCGAUACUUGAAUUUAAGGAGCAAUGAGAUCACCAGCAUAACGAACUACGAUAAGAAUACUUUUCCGAAGUUAAAACAUCUGGAUAUUUCAUACAACAGAUUCUCUUCGUUCACGUUCACAGGAACAUGGGCGAACACACUUAAGUAUUUACAACUUGAUAAUAAUGAAAUUUCCGACAUCUCCCUCAGUACAUUGAAGAAUCUAGAGACGCUGACGAUGGAUAAUAACAAGAUUCGAAGUAUAGAAUACGGUUUUUAUGAGGGGAGUCUUGACCUUACGGGUCUGAAUAAUCUGAAACACCUUUCUAUAGCAAACAAUAGGAUUACAUGGAUUGACAAACUAGCAUUUAAUGAUAUGGUUAAACUUCGAUAUUUGGACCUCUCUUAUAACCAAUUGUCACCAACUGACUUGGACUCUGAAACAUUUGCGCUCUUGACCUCUUUAGAAGUCCUUGUAUUGAAUGGCAAUAAACUUGAAACAAUUCCGUUCUCGACACCGUUGAAUAUAACAGCUCUUUGGUUGAAUUGCAACAACUUUGCGAAUUUAACGGCAAGCUCAUUCUCCAAUGUGUCAUAUUUAAGAACGCUUUCAUUAGCUGGAAAUAAAAUUUCAAUUAUCGACACGGAUGUAUUUUACCCUCUACGAAUGUUAAAGAAACUGUACCUGAACGAUAAUGAUUUAAGUUAUUUGUCUCCUUUGUGGAGUAAAUCCCUGCAAGAUCUUCGAUACUUGGACUUAUCCAGAAACAAGUUUACAUCUUUGGAUUACGUGUUUAGUUCUAAUUUCGUUCCUUUACAAGAGCUUUAUUUGGAUGGCAAUCCUCUUGAAAACAUUACGAAGGACUCGCUGGCAAUGCUACCAGAAAAUCUGACGAUUUAUUUGAAUUUCGGCGUGAAUAGGCCAACCGAUGUCUGCACACGUUCGAACCAUCAUGAUUGGUCAUUUAAAUACGAUUAA